Messenger RNA from Wyeomyia smithii (pitcher-plant mosquito), 5496 nucleotides. RefSeq names its product organic cation transporter protein. The transcript is spliced from 11 exons. Bases 1350 to 3581 code for a protein of 743 amino acids. Gene Ontology annotation, cellular component: membrane. NCBI's taxonomy places the organism in Eukaryota, Metazoa, Arthropoda, Insecta, Diptera, Culicidae. Gene Ontology annotation, molecular function: transmembrane transporter activity. Gene Ontology annotation, biological process: transmembrane transport. The record is from RefSeq and is a predicted model, not a curated record.
GUUGUGGUUUGCCGUCGUGAUGGACGGAGUAGAAAAUUUCGCGUGACGGAUUCUACAGAAAAAAAAAUUGAAAACCGAUUUGGAAGUUCGAUUGAAGAAAUAAAAUUCCUUAGCUUCGCUUGAGAUACAACGCAAGUCGCAACUAAGCCGCGUGCCAGUGUCUGCGUGUGGGUGUGUUUACCAGCCGUGAUUUGCUUCGCAGAUUCUUCUACACGGUCCGCUAGAUACUAAUAAAGACAUUAUUGUUUAAUGAUCGUCAUGUCUGGUGAGAUUAAUUGAAAUCGGAAUCUUGAUAAAACCGGGGCUAGCGGUGAUUGCGAAUAAGCGCGGUUCGCGCAUGAGCAUGAUUCAAACGAGGUUGCGACGACGGAGGGAGGAAUUCGUCGUACACAAAGAAGAUUCAGAUCGAUUCGAUAAGAUAAAUCGAACUGCAUUGAGAGGUGUCUGUUUUGAAUAAGUGAAAUAUUUGUGUUGACCCCCUUGUCGCUGAGACAAACAAGUGCGCAAAUGAUGCUAUCUAGAAUAUAGGUAGGUACUACUAGUCGAUGAUCGCUUAGCUCGGUACAAUCGAUCGGGAAACAGUGCAGUGGAGCCAAAUUUAAUGGACUUGCGCUUGAAUUGCUCGUUUGAAUAAAUCACUGAUUAUUUGCGCUGGAUGAAAAAUUAACCAAAAUUGUCAUUUGGUGUGGAAUAAAAAGGUCAUCAUCCGAAUCGGUACUGUCUGGGCAACAAUCCUGCUCAAUCCGAACUAUUUGAACGGAAUGCCACCGAUGACUGUAGCGCAAGGCAAAGCCGGGAACCAGUGUUUGUCCCAGAACCGUACCAGCUGCUAUGCCUGGCUCUGUUUAAUAUAUUCACGGCUUAUCCCGACCGCAUUGUAAACAAUUUUGCAUACAACUAGACCCGCAAUUAGCUCUAAUUAACCGAUGUUUGAUGACGGAUCAGUCAGUGACUUGACUAAGACGCCACGACGAUUAGUUCAAACGUGGUUGGCUCCAGAGAGACAUUGUUGGCGGCGACCCGACCUCGUGUACCUGCAAAGUGGUAAUUUUCAGCGCACGGCUAUUAUCAGCUGAUUCCCGUUUACGUUCCCAGUGUAUGUUACGUGAUUUGCGUGCGAGCUAACGAAAUACCCUUUCUGCAAUACGUUAGGUCAUUCGGGAUUAGCGUAUUGAAUGAGCAGCAAGAGUGUAAUAAAUUGCAGCAGUGCAUGUAGUGUAUCGAAAAAAGCGAUUUAAGUGUUUGGAUUUACAUGAAAACUAGAAUUUUGUGAUAAUUGUAAUGAAACUGGUGUUUAUCACUCACGUGUCACUUUAAAAGCUUGCGAAGUGUCAAAAAUUUAGGACACGAUGUCCAACAGGUGGUCACUAACAGGUACUGGCGGCGGAAGUUCCGCUAGCAAAGAAUGUGGUGAUGAGUUUGAAAUAACGGUUCUGCUGGAUAAAUCGGAAACUGCAUCCUCGUCGUUGCCCGUACGAGUAGUUGCUGUGCGCCGUGAUGGUGGUGAUAGUGUCGGUGAUUUAAAGGCCAAGAUGGCCGGCGUUGAUUACGAUGACGUUUCGGACGGCGACGAUGUUGGCACUAACUGCCGUGGCAGUGGAUUCCAUCGGCAUCGUUCGGCUGAUGAUCGAGCUUCCGGUGAUGACAGUGGCCGUGACAGCGACGAUGUAGACCGGAUUAUGAUACUUGACAAGUGGCCAGAGCGGUGUAAGCGAAAUGGAAAUGCAAAAGUGAAGAUGUCCAGCCCUCGAAACAUAUCGGAUAGUUCACCCAACGAAGAUCUGGCAGCAGUCGCUUCGAAUUCCCAUUCCGCCUCGUCCCGCUUGACGGGCACCGCCAGCAGUCACAACAACAGCAGAAACAGUCCGUCUCCGUUGGCCACAACUCCAACCUCGGUUAGCAACAACAGCAGCAGUAAAAGGAUGCCGAACGCCACAAACAGUAGCAACAACAAUAAUCAUAGCACUAGUAAGACAACUCCAUCGCCCCCGAAGAAACACAAAAAUCCGGACGAGGAAUGCGACGUAAUCGGCAAUCUAAUAGGCGACUACGGAAAGUGGCAGUUCGUGAUGACAUUUCUCCUGUCCCUGUUUCAGGUCCCGAAUACGUUCCACAUCUACUCACCAACGUUUCAGGCAGCAGAAAAAGGUCACUGGUGCCAACGGCCGCCGCAUUUAAAUAAUACCCCCGUUGAGCUCUGGCGGAACGUGACCCGGGCGGAGGAAAACUGCCGAAUACUAAACUACGACUGGAGCUCAAUUCAGUCGGAGCAGAUGCUGACGAAUUUGAGCUUACCCACGAACUUGUCUCAUGUGACUUGCAGUGCGUGGGAGUUCGACGUCAACGAUAACCUCGGGAACACGUGGGGUUCGGAAUGGAACCUGGUGUGUGACAAAGGCUAUCUUAAAGAUGUUGCGGAGAUGUUUUUUCUAGUCGGUGUGGCCACCGGCGGCAUCACGAGUGGUGUUCUGUCGGACAAAUUUGGUCGUAAGAAAAUGCUCUUCAUAUCUGCUGUUCUACAGUCAAUUUUUGGUAUUGCAUUGGCUUUUGUGAACUCGUUGGAGAUACUUUUAAUUCUUCGAGCAUUGCUUGGACUGGUUUCGGUUUCGGUAACCUAUGCUGGCCUAAUUUUAGCCAUCGAGUAUGUAGAUGGGAAGUGGAGAACUAUAGCGGGAAUGUACAAUCUGUUCCCGUUACCGGUGUCAUAUAUUAUGAUCUCGGGAAUUGCUUAUCUGACGCAGGACCAUCGCAAGCUACAGCUUUGCAUUGGGUUACCAGGAGUUUUACUCUGCCUGUUGUGGUUCGUGCUUCCGGAAUCGCCUCGAUGGUUGCUGUGCAAAGGCCGUGUAGCCGAGGUCAAGGAUAUCGUGCGAAAGGCAGCUGCUUUUAACAAUAGACCCCUACCGGACAAUUUGGACAAAAUGCUGAAACCGCCAGUGAACGAAGAUGACGCAAUGGCGGGAGCUUGCGAUCUAUUCCGAACACGAUACCUCCGUCGAGUAACGUUCUGCUUCCUAUGCAUCUGGUUCACUAUGAAUCUCGUGUACUACGGAUUGGUGCUAAACAUGAACAGUUUCGGUGGCAACAUCUAUCUUAACUCGGCUCUUGCGGGAUUAGUAGAGAUUCCGGCUAUUGCACUCGCAAUGUACAUUAUUAACAAGACUGGUAAAAAGUGGCUCUUCUGUGCGACGUUUUUUGCCGCGUCGCUUGCUUGCCUCUGUGCCGCCGUUGUUGAAGGAAAAAUAGCAUAUCUUUCACUGAAAAUUACAUUUGUUAUGGUCGGCAAAUUUACCAUUAGUGCAGGUAACACUAUCAUGCCGGUGUACACGGCGGAACUUUACCCCACGUCGAUCCGUAACGUUGGUGUGGGCGCCUGCAACGUUGCCGCUGGAUUCGCGUUAGUCCUUACACCAUAUCUCUCUUUAUUGAACAAAAUUGAGGAUCAUCUGCUAAUGACUCUGUUAACAGCUUGGUGCAUUUUUGGUGCUAUUGUAAUCGUGUUCCUACCAGAGACUAUGCAACAUCCGGAUCACCAGGAAAGAGAUGAAGAAAAGGAAGUGGAUACUCAAGCGAUGACCUAAACUAGCUAAUCCAAUGGAAUCAAUAACUUAAGAUACGCUACUACUGCCAUAUCUAGAGUUUGUUAAUUGUAUUCUCUCCAGAAAAAAAAAUCUCAUAACUAGUGAGCCCGAACGAUUGUUUGGAAAGUGUCAUCCACGACCAGAAAUGAAUGUUUCGGUAUAAUAUUAUUUAGGUAACUGAGUAAAAUGGUGUAAAAGCAUUAGAAUCUGUCAAUUUUUACAUAAGUAUUCAAAACUCAUACAUCGUGAACGUUAGAUUGCUGUUCCUCUUUGUGACACAUAUACGAUAUACGGCAAAUUGAUGUUUUGUGAAACUAACUUUAUCUAUAGGAGCAUUUAUUGCAUAUAUCCGGGAAAAGGCAAACAGCGAUUGGUGCGUCAAAUCCAUAUUGCCAUAUUUAACAAAACCAAUAGUCAUUACCAAUUUUAACUGAUAAAACAGGAAUAACAUUUUAAACAAUAACUAAAAAUAAAUAGCUGACGAAUUUUAGAUCGUUCAUCUGGCUGGUCCAGAGAACAGUUUUUUAUAUAAACUAUUUGACCACUACUGUAUACACGACAAUUAUUUACACACAUUCACACAGCUCUCACCAGUAUAAUAAAAACUGUAUACGUUGAACGACAUACAAACACAUAAUAAUAGACAGCAUACAUAUUUAUAAACGAAAACCUGUACUGGAAUAUGUUUGUGUCAUUUAAAUAAGUUUUUAGCUAAUCUACGGUAAAACAUGAGUGCUUGUCACAUGCUGCUGGAUUUUCGUUUCUGCUACCAGCGAGUGCUUAUUUCGUGUCAAUAUCAUUUUAAAUUCAAGUUCUAUUUGUUAUUUGGGAACAAACUCACCAGGACUGAAACCCAUAAAUUAUACAGUAGACACCAGUUGAACAAUGCCAAAACAAAUGGAAUUUAUUAAGUCAGUAAGCUAAAAAUUCAAAAGAGAUAUAACUAUAACUACUGUCAUACUUGAGAUAGUAUCAAUAAUUAUGAAAUCGUCCCAUGUGACAAGCACAGCGUUACAAAUUCCGAAGCCACUAAAUGUCAUACACGACGUUACACAAAAACAAUGCAUUUAGGCGAGUCGCCACCCCCUCCCCGAGCGACGGCUUAACGUCACAGAGAAAAGCGUUGCACAAAAAAAAGCAACCGAAAAAAGCAAAUCACCAACUAUAUUGCAAAGUUAAAAUUUAUCGAAUAGAUGUCGCAUUGUGAUAAAUUAACAAACAAACAAAAACAUAUAUAAAUAUGCUUUCGUCGUUUUAUAAUAGUGAAAAUGUAUAUCCAAUGACGGAUUUAAUCCCAGCUAAACUAUUUAAAUGUACUUAAAGUGGCUCUAUAUAACUAGGUUGUAAACUGAUUUAAUAGAUAUUCAAAAUGCACCCCUUGAAUUAGAAACAUUUCUAUCAACGAACUACAAUCAAAACAAAGCAUGUAUUUGGAGUUGAGAGAGAGAGAGAAAGAGUUACAAUUUUAUGCUUGAGCUAGUUUGAAAUCAUAAUAUUUUUAGAAUUCCUGUUUGGACGCAAUUGAAAAUCGUUGCAUGUUUUGACCUUCACAAGAAGGUAUUUGUUUUCGUGUCGAAACACAAACAAUUACUAUCGAUGUUGGGCUUGAUAGAGAGCAUUUAUUGAAUCGCUAAACACGAGUGAUAGGGUAAGUUAAUGAAUGAGCACACAUGUUAUCUUUUGUACAUUUUCAUGCGUUAGUACUUAACAAUAGGACUACUGUAGUUGAUAGUGUUAUGAUAUGAUAUCGUACUCGGAUAACAUGAAUGUAAUCGGGAAAACAAUUCACGAGAAUUGCCGUUUCGUCAAAUCAUUCAAAUUACUCCAAUACUGCUGUGUACAUACAACCCCAUUUUUAUUGAUUGUAACGGCAAUAGGCGACUAAAAUAUUGUUAAUAAAUGUGCUAUAAUGGAA